UCGAGCUCACGCAUCUCAGCCACCGUCUUCGCCAGCCCCACCACCCUCUGCCGCAUCGCAUCUAUCGGCGCCCCCGCGACGCCGCUCUCGACCCACACCCCCCGCGACUCAGGCCUAGGCCGGGCCAUGCGCAUAUCCCGGCACUAGCCUGCUCCAGCUACCAGAUCCCGGCGAUGGCCUGCCCGUCACCCCAGGCCAUCGCCAUGGCGCGCCUCGCGCCCUCGACCGUCGCCCACGUCCUCCGUCUCGUCGGCCGGGCGUACCUCGACGCAGGGCGAGGCCCGCGCUUGCGGCACACACAUACUUCGGCGCAACGCACCGGACAUGACGCCGGCGCACUCGGCAGGAUCGACGACGGCACGGCGAUCGUGCAUACCCCGCGCAAAAUGCGGCCGCCACGACCAGCGAUGGCGCCGCCCAUGCCAACGUGGGCGUGGCUCGAACCAGACACUCACCGUGAGCUGUUUCGCGACAGCCGCCGCAGCGGUGCCUCCAUGACGGCGGCGGCGUUUCGCGCGCGCUUCGACGAGCUCAAAGUGUCCCCGACGUUGCUGCUGCCCUACAUGCGGUUGUGUGCUGUAGCCGGCAUCUUCACCUCGCGCGGGACGACUGAUGCGGACUGGCAGUGGCUCAAUGCGAGGCUCCAGGCCUGCCGCGACGCGCCCGUUGACUUCAGCGAGCUCCCUGGCACUCGGGCGCUGCUGCGGCAUUUGCGCGCGCUCGUCAAGGCCAAACUUGGUGACUUUGAGGACGCCGCGGAGCUCAUGGCUUCGGCCAUCUUCAAGACCAUGGGCGAUGAAAGAGGCGCAAUCGACCGAUACCCCGAAUAUCCAUCACAGAUCAUCGAGCAGUACAUCACCACUGUGCUUGCAGCCGGGCGAUUACAGGACGCCGCACAAGUCGCUCUCAACGGGGGAAAGAUGCUACGCAAGCUCCUCACCUCUGUGGAGGGCAACUUUGAAAACAGCGCGUCUAGCGUACGCGUCCGGUCGGCGUUCCAGGCGGCUUUUCAGCAGAUGAGCGACCCAUGGGCAUGGAUCAGCGCCCAGUACGGCGCGUUGGGCGAGGGCGAUCGGACACAAGUCGAUGCCACUGCCAAGGUCAUCCUGGCGGGCCUCGUUGCCGACGCCCCACAAUGCAUUAAGGCGUUCACGUUCUGGCGCCGGCUCACGCUCAAGGACGACGCGAUGUACGUGCCCCACAGCAUUGCGUCCAAGCUGGCGGCGAAUCUCGCGGAUCAGGAAUUCUAUGCUUCCGCGCACCACGUCAUCUCCGUCCUCCGCGAAAGAGGCGGCGUUCUCCCACAUAACGCGCUGUCGCGCGAGCUCUGGAUCUACGCAAACGAGGGCAAGCCCACCGAGUCGCUCAAGGUAUGGGACGAGAUCAACCUUCGUCACCGGCCGACACGGAGCGAUCGCUUAGCCGUGGCAACGGCGUUUGCCAUCAACGGACAAGUUGAUGCCGCGAAACAGGCGCUGCAACAGCUUGGGACGCCACAGGACAGCUUGGAGGCGCUGAGUUUACUGCAGCGCGCGGCCAUACUCGCUGAGGACGCCGACCUCGCCCUCGAGUAUCUCGAGCGCAUCGCCAAGAUCGAGCCCACGCUCAAGCCAUUUGAGAGGCAGUUGCGGCUGUAUGCGCAACAGGGCAAGACCGAGGCUGCCAUCUCGGUGUUCGGGCGCAUUAUGGAGUUGCGCCUCAUGCCGACACUCGAAACAUACACAUCCUUGAUAUCCGUGUUCGCCAACGCCGCCGACCACAUCAAUGCGCAGAAUGUCUUCAACUCGAUGACGGCGAGCGGGAUUGAGCCAGAUGCCGUCGCCUGGUCCGCGCUCCUCAACGCCUACGUCGAAGCAGGCGCUUGGCAGGAAGCAGCCAGGCUCGCUGAGGGGAUCCCGCUCGAGAUGUCCGAGGAUUCGGACAUUCUCACAACCUUGCUGAAGGCGUAUGUCAUUGGCGCUGCGCCUCUCGAGCCUGUUCUACGCCUCUUCCGCUCCAUCCCGCAGCCACCAGUACAAGCGUGGGCGCUUGUAAUCCAGUCGGCAGCCGACAACGACAACAUGGUACUGGCGCGUGCGCUGUUUGUCGAGAUGGACGCAGCGACCAAGCUGGACAGCCUGGCCCCGCCGCCGAACGUGUACGUCCUGUCAAUCCUGUUGGCGGCGUACCUGCGCAUGGGCGACCGCGAGUCAGCUCGCGCCGUAUACGACACGAUGAUCGCGCGCGACCUCGUACCGACGAGUGUGACGUACGGUGUCAUCACGAGUUCGUUUGCGCGCGCGCCAGGCGAGUCGAGUUUCAAGCAAGCACACAACUUUGCCAUGUCGGUCUACGGCCAGAUCCGGCCUGGCGAGCGGACACACGCGCGCGGCAAGGCGAUGGAGAAUGUCUUUACGCCCCUCCUCGUCGCGUCUGUACGCACCGGCGACCUCACGCAGGCGAAGCACUACUACGACUUGAUUGCCGAGAAUGGCGGCCACUCGCGCUCGCUCACCGCCAAGCUCAUGGUAGCGUACCGCGCGGCCGGGCAGCUACGACCUCUCUACCGCCUGUGGCUCAAGCUGUUCGGGCAGGCAUGCAAAGUCAUCCCACCGCAUCCAGGCCAGCCUGGCCUGUUGCCGGACGGGCAACGGACGCGGGCCCGCAACAACGUGCUCACCAUCCCGUUCUCAGUCGUGAUCCGUGCGUUUGGCGACGCGGGGCUGCACGACCGCCUGAAGAAGUUGUGGACGGACAUGCGGCGCGCGGGGUUCGGCCGCGACUCGCAAAACUACAACCACUACGCCGUGGCGCUCGCCAAGACCGGCGACGUCGAGGGCGCAUUCCACAUCGUCGACCGCGUGCUGAUGCCGCGCUACGCCGAAGUCAAGGAGCGAUACAACGUGGCGAUGCGCGCGGCGGACGGGCAGCUGCUCGCCGUCGAGGCGGACACGACGCCGGCGGACGUCGCCGUCGACAUCCAAGAUGGCGACGACGUGUUCGACGAGCUGGCGCCUCGCGACGACGCUGUGGCCGUAGCCGAAGUCGAGGCCGCAGGCGAGGCAAACACGGUGCGGACGACAAGCGACGUCGCGGAGCCCGCGCACCGCCCACCGAACAGGCGGCACCAGUACCACCCCGACGUGCCGCCGCAGCUCUUGGAGAACGACGCGCCGGUAGACCUGAGCAUUCUGCGGCAGUGGCGGCCCAGCGACGUGCUGUGGCGCCCGAGUGUCGCGACCCUCGCUGUGCUCGACCACGCGUACCGCCAGCUCGAGGACCAGAAGGCGUACCGCGCGUGGGUGGGGCUCGGGAGCGAAGGUGAAGGCGAGGGCGAGGAGGAAGAGGUGCGCCUGCGCGAGUUCGGCGAUUCCGUUGUUGUGCGCGAGCCCGAUGGGUCGCCGAAGCGCAUGAGCCCGCGCCUGAUGCUCGCGCGUUUGAAUCGCAAGUAUGGGCGUGUCGUGAGCCUCAUCAUGUUCCACCGCCGCAAGCGGCAGCAGCUCAAGCUCGAGGACAAGCGCGAGCGGCGGUGGUGAUUGUCGCUCGUGUAUCAGAGGAUGGCGCCGAUCGGCGGCUUGACGCCCACCGCUUUUCCACGACCUUGGACGCGCUCCGAAUCGGGAGCCGUCAGGCUGAAGACGUCUUUGUCGUGUCGAGUGUGUCCGCGUGGCCCGUGUGGCCACUUCGUUGCUCCCAUUGCGCCAUCACCCCGCCAUCCACAGCGUAUAGAAGAAUCAACCUUUCACAACACUGCAUAUCCUGCAUUGCAUGGCUCACACUCCCCCUUCAUACAAUUGUACUGCACAAUGCAUAGGUCAAG
This is a messenger RNA of Cutaneotrichosporon oleaginosum, 3799 nucleotides long. RefSeq lists its product as uncharacterized. Gene Ontology annotation, molecular function: protein binding; mRNA binding. The record is from RefSeq and is a predicted model, not a curated record. Lineage: Eukaryota; Fungi; Basidiomycota; Tremellomycetes; Trichosporonales; Trichosporonaceae.